AUGGCUCGAAUUGGAUUUGCCGACGAAGUUAGGGUCCAGCUGAUCGAGGAGCACAAGGAGAGGAAGAUUGACGUAAGUAUUUGUCUUUUUUGUCUUUGCCGGUUUAGAAAUAGCUGCUUGAUAAAGUGAGCCUACUUUUUCAAGGAUUUGCGGCGACCGCAUUUGAAAAGGCAUUGAAAUUUUAUGUUAUACAUGAAUCAUCUGGUGGCUCACGGGUAUUUAGCUGAGAAUCAUUAAUCUUCAAUGUGUUGAAGGGGAUAAAGUGUUGUAAUAGCUAAAACAAACUGCUGCGAAGCUUAUAUUGCGUUAGCUUUGCCAGUUUAUCUCCUAAUCCUGUCGAUUUCAGCCAAAUGCCGGAGUAUGGCGCAAGAAGUGCGAUGAACUUGUGAGUUUCUAUUUUUUUCUUUGUUCUUCAACUUUUAGACGUGGAUUCUCUGAAAUAAUGCUCAGCUACAGCCUCACACGGUCGUUUUAGAAUGUUUAACCCAAAAAAAUCGUUGUUUUUCCAAAUUUUUUCAAAUUAUAUUGUUUUAUAUCUCAAAAUUGAUGUUUAUGGUUUUAGAUCGCAAUUCUGCGCAAUGUGAGCGACGAUAAUCAAGCUAUUGAUCAGAUGAGGCAGAUUUUUAAACAAUUCAAGGACCAGAAUGGUGGAAUGGACCCCAGUGUGGAGAGAUACGCACCGCUGUUGAUGGUGUACUUCAAACUGACAAGGACGCCCCGGUUUUUGGUUCAUAGAGAGAGGGCCAUUUAUUUCGCAGAGAAACUAAAGCAUGAUUGUUAUUAUUCGCCAUCUGAAGCAUGGUAAAGUAUUGUUUUAUAGGCUUUUUAGAGUCGGUUUACCAGAUAUGUCUAGUAUAAUAUAAUCGUUGUCAUUUUUCAGUGCUCCAACAGUUCUUAUCGACUAUAUAUUGAAUCUGAAAGGAUUUCCGAACGUUUUAUGGACGGAUCAUGUGAUUCCAACCAACAUGCAUUUGUCAAAUAUGAAUUAUGAGACUUAUGUUAGACUGGACGAAAUUCUUGAUGGUAGGUGGAUGUUGUGGCUUUUUAUGGACAAUCGAUGAUGUUGUUAGUAAAUAGACCUCAUGAGCGUAAAAUUAAAUGCCCAGUGGUGUUGAGGAGAUCCUGUUUUUAGGCUCAAAUAGCUGAUAUUAUCUAUGACCAACUGAUGUCAAAAAUAAUAAUUGAGGUGGCUUGUUUUAAACAACUCUUGCUUUCAACAGUCGCUGAGUGCUUUAAACUUGAUUUUAAGUGAUAAUAAUAUCCAUUCAUUUUGAUUUUUCCUCUGUAUUUUUCGAUGUUAUCCAUGACCUUCAUGGAUGUCUAAAAUAAUGUCCGUUUGCCUCAUUAUGAUUUGAAUAUGCCCGUUUUUGGUCUUCUAAUAGGGAGAAAAUUCAAUUUGCGACAUUUUAGAGCUUUACGCCAGGGAUUCUGCGAAUAAAAUCGAGUCAAAAUUAGUCAUUCUUCAUGGACUGGUAGGCUCGGGCAAGUCGAACCUCCGCCACAUGAUCAAAGAAGAUUAUGAAGUCAAAUAUUAUCCCAACGAAGACGCGGAAAGAGCCCUGAAUGCCUUGGAGUUCAUCCCGGACCAGGGUAGCGUUGUAUUUAUUGAUGAUGUAAGCUAAAAUAAUGUUUUCCCGUUUGAAAUCUGGUAAAAGUUUAACUCCUUGUGUUUCAGGUUGAUAGAUUCGAGUCUCAGGAAGUUGAAUUCAAGUUCUUUUCGAAGUUGAAGGCUCAAGUUCCACAGUUAAAAGCUCCUGUUAUUAUUGCAGUGUCUUCAUGGGAUAUGGCAAAUCGAAUUAAGAGAUCUAUACCUUCUCAAAUCGUCCCAAUCAAUUGUUUUCAGUCCGAUUUCAAGUUGAUGUUUCGGGUAAGUUCGGUUUUUGCAGUGGUCGACAUUUUAUACGAUGAAAUUUUUUUUCGUAAAAAAACAUUUUUCAUCGUAUAAGAUGUCUCCGAGUGUGGACAGUAUGUCCAUUCAGGACCUUUUGUAUGUGUCAGGCGGCCUUAUUAGGCCGUUGACAUUGGAUGUUUUACACCUAAAAUUGGCGUGUUUUUCCGAGUACAUGUUUUGUCGUAUAAAACACGAUUUUUGAGUCAGGGCACCAGCGGUGGUCUUAGGAAAAAAUCGAUUUUGAGAUUUUUGGCUUAAAAUAGUCGGUAGCACUUUUGGAAGAAAAGCUACAAAUAUUUUUGCCCAAUUUUGCCCGGAAGGCAUAUUUUUUUACAAAAUACGUUUUUACACUUCAAAGCCUCUGGAGGCCGAUGUGAUCCGACCACAGAGAUCAAACCUGGCAUACAGGGGUUUUUGACACCCAGGAAUCUGAAAAUCGUAGCAUUUUUACCGUCAGAUUACUGUAACAUGGUCAUACUGUAAUCCGGUCGAUAAAAAUCGACGAUAACUUCUUUAGAUCAAAAAUGCCACAGGAUUUUAUUGCAGAUUCGGAAUCAGCAUAAAAUUCUGCUUCGGAUACAUGUAAAAUAUGUUCAAAAUUCCGUGGCCCAACCUCUGUAGUAUAGUGGUUGUGCGCCAGGAUUAUCAAUCUGACGACCCAGGUUCGAUUCCCGGUGGCUGCAAAUGGCAGAAAAUGGACUAUAAAAGGGCGGAAACUUGUAAAAAAGGGAAAGUAAAUUACAGAAAAUUAAUUUUAUGCUACUUACAAGGGAUCGGCAAAUAGUUGUAACCUGCUUUCUUAACGAAACCUAUAUCAUUUGAAAGAGGCUUAAAAAUAGUUCACAGCGCAAAAAGAAUCAGCUGCCUAAAUUCACUUUGGACAAAGUUAUGGCCAAAAUACAGAUUUUAGCCUAAUUUCCGCCUCGCUUUAUAAGCUCUCGGAAUGGCAACAAAGUUGUGUCCAGUUGGCCGAGUGGUAGUGAGCCCACUUCGGGCUCAGCGAGUCCUGGUUUCGAAUCCGGUCUCUGUGAUCAUUUUGCGUUUCGUCUCUUAUAUGCCACAAAACCAUGGUAUGUUGACAUUUUUUAACAAUUUUUGUUCCCCCGCAGACAAAAUCCAUGGUUACGCAAUUUUUCUGAGAUUUUGAAUUUUUUUGAAACGACCACAAAUUUGAUGGUGAUGAGAGUGGGUAUGUCACUAUCGUAUUACAAGGGUGUUGUGCCAGUAACCUGACCGAUUAUGAUUACUGGAGGAUUAUUCAAUUUAGAAGGGCCUAUAAAUAUACUUUUUUUGAAAAAAUACGAAGAUAAAAUUGUAAAAUCGGCCAAAGACACUAUUGCUGACACAGUGGGCCAACCAUUGGUAAGGCGAGGACAUAAGAAAUUUUCAAUUUUGAAAUUUUCGUUUGUGAAUGACCACUACGAUCAUAUAAGUGUAUUUCCAAAGCUUUUUGCUCCAAUUUUCCCUUUAACCUAGUUUUAUUUACAAUUUACUGUAACUAGCAGUAAUGUCUAAUAACAUAUAACCGAGGAUUGGUAAAGCCAUAAAACGACCGUGAUAGACGUUUUUGGAUACCAGGAAAUUAAUAAAGACGAUUUCAAACCGCCAGGAUUACUGUAAUAUAAGGAACCGGCGUUUUGGCCGCAUAUAACCCCUUUCAAAAAGCGGUCGUAUCUAUGCCCUAAGGUAAUUUAGGCAGCUAAUUUUUUUUGCGCUGUGCACUAUUUUUAAUGCUCUUUCAAACGGUAUAUGUUUUGUUAAGAAAGCAGGGUGCAACUAUUUGCCGAUCCCUUGUUAGGAGCAGUUUAAAAGUUUUUGCAAACAUUCCGCAUAAAUUACGGUUUUUAUGGAAAACGCCUUAUAGCUUGCCGGAAAGUGGAGCAAUCUGGUUAAAAUUUACAGAAGAGGUUACUGAGGCUUCCUACUACAAAAUAAGUCCAUUUCUGCUUAUUUCGUUAAAUUUUUGGGAUAGCCUGGAUUUUCUUUCAAAUUCGGGAUUUUAAGAAGGCGAGCUGCGGCCGAGGUUUAUCGAACGGAACAAUAUUCGACCAAAAAGUCAUAUAAGAUUCACAAAAAGUCAUAUAAGAUUCCCUAACAGCACCGGGAUCACACAGCUUGCAAAACUUAGGCCGUCUUGCGUAUCCCACGAAAAACGGAGCGCGUGGACGCUCUAAUGAUAAAUCUACAUGAAGACUCAGUUGAUAAGGAACAGAGGCUAAAUUACGGGACUGUAACAUGCGUGCUUCCUUCUGAAAACCAAAUAAUUGUUUUAUUUUGUUUUGUAUUACAUUCCUCGACGGAUUUGAAGAAUAUUGCAUAGCAAGCGUUAUCUAGAUUCACCACAACUCUUUAGUUGCCAUUUGGGGCGAUCUUACGAAUGCUGUGAGGCGUUUUCCAUAAAAACCGUAAUUUAUGCGGAAUUCUUGCAAAAACUUUUAAACUGCUCCUAAGUAGCAUAAAAUUAAUUUUCUGUAAUUUAUUUUCCCUUUUUUCCAUGUUUCCGCCCUUUUAUAGUCCAUUUUAUGCCAUUUGCAGCCACCGGGAAUCGAACCUGGGUCGUCAGAUUGAUAAUCCUGGCGCACAACCACUAUACUACAGAGGUUGGGCCACGGAAUUUUGAACAUAUUUUACAUGUAUCCGAAGCAGAAUUUUAUGCUGAUUCCGAAUCUGCAAUAAAAUCCUGUGGCAUUUUUGAUCUAAAGAAGUUAUCGUCGAUUUUUAUCGACCGGAUUACAGUAUGACCAUGUUACAGUAAUCUGACGGUAAAAAUGCUACGAUUUUCAGAUUCCUGGGUGUCAAAAACCCCUGUAUGCCAGGUUUGAUCUCUGUGGUCGGAUCACAUCGGCCUCCAGAGGCUUUGAAGUGUAAAAACGUAUUUUGUAAAAAAAUAUGCCUUCCGGGCAAAAUUGGGCAAAAAUAUUUUUAGCUUUUCUUCCACAAGUGCUACCGACUAUUUUAAGCCAAAAAUCUCAAAAUCGAUUUUUUCCUAAGACCGGGCCCCACUACUGGCUGACGCAGUGACUCAAAAAUCGUGUUAUAAAAUGUUGGCGGAAUUUCAAAUUUAUUAAAUUUGGUCUGUUUAAGGCCUGGUGCGCCUCGAUGUUCAUAGAUUACUUCAAAAUGAGCUCAGUUGACACCUACCUCAUGGAAAAUGGCUUCAAGUUCUCCCAGCUAAUGACUCAGCUUCAAUAUGAAUUUUGCGACUUGGCAGAACACCUUCCUUCUCACCCCUUUGCAGUACACAAGAUUGAGAAGCUGCAGAUCGAACCGCCAAAACGUGGAGGAUUAUUGGAAGUGGAGAAUGAGAAAUCGGCAUUUGAGGUCUUUGAACCACAAAAAUUGGCCGAAAUUAAUAGUGCCUUGGGGAAAGCCGGACUGCUCGGUAUCAGAAAAGCGUAUGGGCUGACCGUGAAGGACAGGUUUGAUAAAUUGGCAUCAGAUUUGGACAUCAGUCUGCUGCAAGUUGAUGAAAUUUCGGGCCCGAGAGAUUCCAUGGAAGGAGAAGGUAAUGUAGAUGGAAAUGAAGUCGAAAAUGAAGUAAGUAGGGUUGUAAUGGUCGUCAACGGAGAUGGCUGAUUUCUGAAUGUGAUUUUGAGUUGUGAGUGCAAUUUCGGGCUUCAUGGAAGUUGGACAGAGUGAAACUCGACAGAAAUAAAUUGGACAGAGUGUGGAAACUGGACAGAGGGAAAUUGGACAGCUUUUGCACUGAAAAAAUCUGUCCAAUUUCCCACUGUCUAAAUUCACACUCUGUCCAAGUUAUUUCUGUCGAGUUUCACUCUGUCCAAUCACCAUAAAGCCCAAUUUCUGCAUGAGAGGAAGACAUGACCCAACCAAGACGAGUUGAGUCAAGUGUUUCUCUUGCGCUGAUUUUACGGAAAUUGAAGUAUUUGUCAGCCGGAAGGAAUGAAUUUUUAAUUUUGUGGACAAAUAUUUUUAUUUUGGUAGGGAAAAACUGAUUUUUUUAAAAUUAAAUGCUUUAGUUUUUGGGUUUUCAGGCUGGCUUCAAAGAAGCUAAGCUGGAUGAAUCUGAAGAACACGAAUGCAAUGAAGAAGAAGACCUUCCAUUUUCGACUCGACAUUGCAAUCAGUUUUGGAGAUUUAGAGGAAUUUCAGAAAGAAUGUUGUUUGAUUAUAACUCGGCCCCGGCGAUGCUCAAACGUCUUGAUUCUCAACUAAACGCCCCUUCGAGUCAUGCCACGCAGGGCUACAGACCCUAUUCGGGCCUCACAUUUGACCUGAGUCCACUGGCCAUCAGAGAUUCGAACGCUUUUUAUAUGAAUCAUGUGGAAGUAAUGGACAGAAUGGGCGUUUACGGCGUGAUGGACGAUAAUUUCAAAAGUCAGAUGAAGAAGAAACACGCAAAGAGCGAUUAUGAAGCGAUGUGCGACGACAUUUCAAAGGUAGGUGAUGAUUUUGAGGAGGGGACAGGUUAUACGAUGAAAGAUGUUUUUUAAAUAUUUUUGAUUGUAUAAAUUGUCUCCCUGUAGUAUUUCAAGUUUUUGAAUGAAAAUGCAGGUCGCAGAAUACUUUUUUUGUUGUGGACAUUUUAUACGAUGAAAGGUGUUUAUUUCAUUUUUUGUCGUAUAAAAUGUCUCCGCCAAAAAAGUUUAGGUUGAGAUUGAAAUCCAUGAAAUAGCAGCGCCGAACUAGUUGAAUUUGAUUUUGCUAAGAAGUCGACGUAUUGUACGAUGAAUUUUUUUUAUUUUUUUUCCCCGGAAAGAAAAUUUAUCGUAUAAUUUGUCACCAUGUGUGAAAAUCGAAAUUCCAGGUCCUAAAAUAUCACAAGUUUGCCAAAUUGAUGGGUGUGGACUUCUCGAUGGACCAAAUUCGCCUUCUCCGAGAGCUUCGAUUCCACGGCGCCCAGAUUCAUGUGUGCCGCGCUUCCCCCGACUCCGCGACCUCAUUCCGCCGAAGUUAUCGCGCCCCCACCAAAACGGAUGAGUUUGUGUAUUCGGCGACCCGAGGAAGCGGCAUCCCCGGCCACAAAGAUGCGGAAUUCCUCGUGGAAAAGCAAAAAGAAGCAAAGGCCGACGAAAAGAACCAGUACGAGGUGAGUGAAUAUGCUUACUACGAGGAAGAGGAGGAAUAUGAGGAUGAGCAAGAUUACUUGGAUGAUUUGGUAUUAACUGACGUCCUCUCACCACCGAAGAGACCGAGACUCAGCUCUUUGGAAGCUGAACAUUUCGAUAUUGAUGUGGAAAAUGUUGAUGAGGAAGGUGAAGAAAUGGUUUAUGCGGAAGGUUAUGCCCCUGAACGACCACAUAGCUCACAUUUUUUUAGAAGCAAGGGGUUUGAAAAAUCCGUUGUGGGUCCCACCACGAAAACUUUAAAGCAUCGGAAAAUGACGGGAGAUGACUCAGGAGGGCUGAAUAUGGGUGGGGAAGUGAAGAGGCCACCGAUGCAAGUUGUGGUUGAUGAAAAUAUGGGGGAAGAAGAGGAGCUGGAUGUUAUCGAUGUCGAAGGUAAGGUUUAGAAAUUUUGAAGGCUGAAUUAACCUGAUUUGGUGUGGGAAACGUUUCCGGAAGGCUAAGGGGUUUUUACUGUAAUUUGUAACUUUGAUAGACAUUUUAUACGAUGAAAACUGUCUGAACAGGUUUCAUCGUAUAAAAUGUCACUUGGUUCUGGAAAUGGCAGAAAAUGGAAUAGAAGCGUUCUGGAAGUCUUUUCGUUGAUGUCAUAACAAAUUUGGACGGUUAAAUCGUACGAUAAAUUUACUAAUUACAUUUUUGGACAUGUUUUAUCGUAUAAAGUGUCCCUUUUGCGUUAGCAGCUUUUUGAAUUGUAAAAUUGUUUAUUUUCAGAGAUUCUGAUCUCCGAUGAAAGAGAGUUUGAACAAUAA
Molecule: messenger RNA, 7730 nt
Organism: Bursaphelenchus xylophilus (pine wood nematode)
Lineage: Eukaryota; Metazoa; Nematoda; Chromadorea; Rhabditida; Aphelenchoididae
Source: the annotation of a GenBank genome assembly